Molecule: messenger RNA, 1189 nt
Organism: Coregonus clupeaformis (lake whitefish)
Lineage: Eukaryota; Metazoa; Chordata; Actinopteri; Salmoniformes; Salmonidae
Gene: blcap
Product: bladder cancer associated protein
Exons: 2
Coding region: 238-501 (87 amino acids)
Source: RefSeq, a predicted model, not a curated record
CCAACGAUCCAGGAUUGCACAGACCGUCGUCUACUCUAAGGCAGCAGCAAAUAGAGUCAAGAAGUGUGCUCGAAGCAAGAAUGAACGUGGAAAAUGGCAGGCCUGACCUGAAGGUAACAGAUUACAACCUACUCCCACGUCACAACUGCGUUGGUUAGGAAACCCCACUGUCAUUCCACCCAGCCCUGUGGCCACCGGAUUGAGCUUGGUGUGCGUUUGCCUUCCCCCUCAGAGACAAUGUACUGCCUUCAGUGGUUGCUCCCGGUCCUCCUCAUCCCGAAACCCCUGAACCCGGCUUUAUGGUUCAACCACUCAAUGUUCAUGGGCUUCUACCUGCUCAGCUUCCUGCUGGAGAGGAAGCCAUGUACCAUUUGUGCCUUAGUGUUCCUGGCAGCACUGUUUUUCAUCUGCUACAGCUGCUGGGGGAACUGUUUUCUGUACCACUGCCAUGACUCCACACUGCCAGACUCUGCACACGACCCCAGCAUCGUGGGCACCUAAGAGGAUUCCCCCUGACGUGAGGAGCACACGGAUCCUGGAUAAUCUGUAUCUAGGCUGUGAAUAAAAUCUCCCACCUGAGACUGUUGAGAUGUGGAGAGACAUAUCCUGAUUCUCAACCCCUCUGCCCUUUUGUGAACUUGUUCACUUCUCUUCAUGGAUUUAAAAGGAAUUGACUGGUGUAUGAAAUACGGUUACUCCCUCUCCCAUGCAUACGCCAAUCCAAUGCUUUUAAAUGUGUGGGGAUGAGUGCAUGUGUACACUUCCCAGAGAAUAGGCUACCCUACCUUCCUCACUACUGCCCUCCACCCCUGCCUUUAUUCCCUGGUUUUGAGUGAACGUCGCUUACCCUGGACUCAUUGGAUGUAAAGGUUUGCAUGCGUUGACAUUAGAGUUUUCAAAGGUCGUGUUAAUACAUAUAUUUUAAUUACAGAAUGCUGAAUGUUUCCAAAGGGUAGAAAUCAAAUGUGUGUGCGUGUGUUGAUAGUAUGACUUGAUGUUGUGAAGAUGCUGACUAUCAGUGUAAGUUGUUACGGUAGCAGGAAGGUGAACAUGAAAAUCCUGCUUCCUUGUUGAGCUUUGGAUGUCAAGAGAAGGUGAAUGAAGUGAACCUGUUAUCUACAGUGCCUUCAGAAAGUAUUCAUACCUCUUCACUUACUCCACAUUUUGUUGUAUUACAGCCUGAAUUCAA